This is a messenger RNA of Kwoniella botswanensis, 1641 nucleotides long. RefSeq lists its product as uncharacterized. The coding region runs from base 1 to 1641 and encodes 546 amino acids. The transcript is spliced from 9 exons. Gene Ontology annotation, molecular function: monooxygenase activity; oxidoreductase activity, acting on paired donors, with incorporation or reduction of molecular oxygen; iron ion binding. Lineage: Eukaryota; Fungi; Basidiomycota; Tremellomycetes; Tremellales; Cryptococcaceae. The record is from RefSeq and is a predicted model, not a curated record.
AUGACCGCUUAUACACUCUAUGCUAUAAGCUUCUUGAUUCCUAUUGUCAUCUGGUGGUACCGAUUCAAACCCAUCACUCUACCCGGUGUACCACAUUGGCCCAAUGGCCACUUUCUAUGGGGUGACUUACUUCGACUGAAACACAUUUUGCUGAAUAACGGAUCGUUCACCGAUUUUCUGGAUCUAUCAGCAAGCACACUUGGACCGAUAUGUCAGAUAAGACUUGGCCCUUUCGCCCAUAUGGUAGUUAUAACUGAUUAUAUGGAGAUGGAAUCCCUUCUACUUCGACGUCAUCAAUCACUCGAUCGAUCAUCUCAGACGACAAGUCUAUUCAAAACUAUCUUACCCCGAGCUCUGCUUACGCUAAAAAGCGCUCUUACGAUGCCGAAUAUCACUAGAUCUGCUCAGGACUUGGCGAGAUUGUGGGAAAAGAAGAAUGACUUGAGUCGUGGGAGGAGUUGGCAAGCUGAAAAGGACUUGGAGAGUGCCACGAUGGAUGCAAUCUGUGGAAUGGCAUUUGACAAGUCAUGGGACGUUGUUCCCAGUUACAUAAACCGGCUGGAACGGAUCAACGCGCAUACCGAAGGUGGAACUGUCGAAAUGGGUGAUAGAGAUGAGAUGAUAUUCAGGCUGGAAGCACCUGAUCUGGCGAAGAGUACAUGGUAUAUCUUCAAAGCGGUUCCCGUCCAAAGUCCGUUCCCCGCUUUAACCCAUUUCUUCACUCGACUUAAACCAAGUUAUCUGUACCACGUCAAGCGUAUAGACGAUUUCCUAUCCGAUAGAUUGUAUGAAGCUCGACAACGCAUCCUUACUACAUCACUUGAAGUAGCGUGGGAAGUAGCGGAUAAUACUCUGGAUUUGUUGGUGGCAAAACGAAUGCAGCAAGGUGAUGAGGCAAUGUCAGAUGAUGAGAUCAAACAAGAACUUUUACAAUAUUUACUUGCAGGUACCGAGACUUCUUCCACGACUCUUGCAUGGUGGUGUAAAUUCAUGACCAAUAACCCAUCCAUACAAACAAAAUUACGAGGACAUCUUCUCGAACGUUUACCCGAAAAUUCCGACAAAAAUAUCAAUUUUGACGAUCUCAGUCCUGCCAAUGUACCAUACCUUGAAGCGGUGGUUCAUGAAACCCUUCGGGUAGCUCGUACCGCCGGAGGCUUCCUGAGAGAUACCAAAGAAGAUAUGAUGAUACUCGGUCAUCAUAUCCCAAAGGGAACAACCCUUGCGUUUCCAACUUCGAUAGGAUAUGAGGAUUGCUCACCUGUCGACCACAAACGGCCCAAAUCACCUGGCACCGAGUCUCAGCAUACUACAGAUCAUGAUCAGAAAAGACGAGUAGGGUAUUGGGACUACGGCACCGGCCAUAUCUUCGAUCCUGAAAGGUGGUUAACUGAAGAUGGCCGAUUCAAUCCAAUCGCCGGACCAAGUCUGCCUUUCUCACUUGGUCAACGUAGAUGUUUCGGUAAGAACCUAGCUCUUCUUGAGUUGAGGGUGUUCAUCGCACAGCUCAACCUUUCGUUCUUCUUCGCACCGAUACCCGCAGACCAGAACCGUUUUGAUCGACUUGAUGAUGUCAUCAGCCAUCCCAAGGAUUGCUUCAUUCGACCUAUACCUUGGGCAAGGAGGGAUGCGAGCUGUUAG